UGGUUUAAUCCGUUGAUUUGCAUUCUUUCUUCUCCGAUGAUUUACUGCAUUUCUUCGCGGUGCUUGUUUUGUCUAUCAUCUCACUAGUCAUUUGAAACCCAUUGAUAUGGGAUUUUCGCCAAGGUAGGAAUCUCAAAGGUUUCUUUCUGUCUCCACUUUGAAAGUAUGUUUUUUUCAUUAUGGAACCCUUUUUGUCUGUUUACCCUAGAAUUCAAGUGAUACUGCUGUGAAAAUUUGCUUUUUGCUUGUUCCUCCUAUCCCUAAGUGCUGAAAGUGUUGGUCUUUGAAUCUGCGGCUGAACCACAAAAGAAGAUGGAUCGUGUCAGCAAUCUACCAGACGAGAUUCGUUGUCAUAUCUUGUCCUUCCUUCCCACCAAGCAGGCUGCUUUGACUUCGGCUCUCUCCAAGAACUGGCGCAAUCUUUGGAAACUUGUUCCUAAUCUCGACAUUGAUGACUCUGAAUUUCUUCAUCCGGAAGAGGGUAAAGGUGAAAGGGAUGAGAUUCGUCAGAGUUUCGUUGAUUUCGUGGACGGUGUACUGGCUUUGCAGGGUGACUCUCCCAUUGAUAAAUUCUCCCUCAAGUGUAUAACUGGUGUUCAUCCAAGUUGUGUGAAUCGUUGGAUACGUAAUGUGCUGCAGCGUGGUGUUUCGGACCUUGAACUUUUCACUGAUUUUUCUUACGACGAUAUCGAAGAAGACGAUUAUAAUCUGCCCGAGGAGAUGUUCGUCAGUAAGACACUAGUUGAGCUGAAAAUAAGAAAUGAAUGUUGUGGACGUCGUAGAGGUGUUGACGCUGUCUUGCCCAUGCUUAAAACACUUGACAUUGACGCAGAAAUGAUUUUUUGUGGUGAGAUGGAGAGCUUUCUUCCUCGUUUCCCUGUGCUUGAGGAUUUACGAAUGGCUAAUAUGGAGUGGAUGGAUUCAGAUGUAACUGUGUCAAGUGCAACCCUCAGGAAACUAAGUAUCCACGGCACUGGUUGUGAAGGAUUCGUAAAUCCAAAGAGCGUUUCUUUUGAUACUCCAAGUCUGCUUUACUUUAACUACACUGAUUUAGUUGCGGAGGAUUAUCCAUUGGUUAAUAUGGAAAAUUUAUUUGUUGCCCGAAUCAAUCUUAUAUUAGUGACUGAAGAUCAGAUCAAGCGAGUAAGAACGCCUAACCAAUUUGGCAAUGUGGUGAAGCUCUUGAAUGGCAUCAAAAAUAUCCAGAAACUUUCCUUAACUGCUGAUACUCUCGAGGUGCUUUCUCUAUGCUGUGAAUCGAUGCCGGUGUUCAAAAACCUUAAAAUGUUAGGUAUCGAGAGUGAAGAGGGUCGAGGAUGGCAAGCGAUGCCAGUUCUUCUUAGGAACUGUCCACAUUUGGAAACUCUAAUCAUUGAGGGUCUCUUGCACUAUGAGACAGAUAAGUGCGGCGAUGCUUGUGACUGCAUUUCUCGGGAGGACAAAGGUCAUUCACUCACAUCUUGUCCAGUAAAGAUGUUAGAGAUUCAAAGGUUUCAAGGAACAAUGAAAGAGAUGACAAUGAUAAAACAUUUCUUGGUCUAUUUUCCGUGUUUGAAGGACAUGAAAAUCUGUGUUGCAGAGAAUGGUCCUACAGAGCUCAGUUUCCCUGAAGUGUCUAAACGUAUCCAGCAGAUGAUGGAAGAAUACAACGAGUCAUCGAGUUGCAAUGUCGAACUCCUUGGGAGUGAUAACUUGUCUGAGAAGUGGACUGCAGAAGGAAGAAUUCUCUGAAAAAACAAACCCCUUUGGAAUUUGACUUCGGUUCUUUGUUUCUGUUUUAGUUGGCUUUCAAAUCAAAGUACCAAACUAAUGCCAAAACCUUAAUUUAUUAUCCUCUUAUGCUUAAGCUUAGCUGAAUUACUCGACGUUUUGUUUGCUUC
Molecule: messenger RNA, 1880 nt
Organism: Camelina sativa (false flax)
Lineage: Eukaryota; Viridiplantae; Streptophyta; Magnoliopsida; Brassicales; Brassicaceae
Product: F-box/LRR-repeat protein At3g58930
Molecular function (GO): protein binding
Source: RefSeq, a predicted model, not a curated record